AUGACCUAUCUUCGUAUUCAUCAUUUCUCUGGCGCAAAUUUCAGGCACACGAAUGCUAGCACCGAGUCUUCCGGGGUGUUCCGGGUUCUAGCGCAGUCGUCUGGCAGCAAUUGCACUGACCUGUUGGAUGAGAGUGAUCUGGGUUUGCUGUGGGCCGAUCAGGAGUGGCACUUUGUGGCCAUGUCGUAUGACUACGCACGUGGGUUGGUGAGCGUGUACAUGGACGAUAGACAACAUUACAGCUGCGACGAUCAAGCUAAUGCACCCAUUGUAGACACACUCAAACGAGAGGAUCCGUACGACGACCCGUACAUCAUGGUAGGCAACAGCGACAAGCCAUCGGACACAGCGUACACCACCGCAGCAGUGGACGGCGCCUUCAACGGGUCCAUGGACGACAUCCGCUUCUACACUGUGCCGUUGACUGAGGCGCAGAUCGAUCGGGUGCGCCGCAACUCACCCGCUCAGCCACCCACCGACAUCGCAGACUCGCUGUAUGCGUGGUUCAACUUUGCCACAGGCGCACACACAGGCGAUGUACAACCCGUGCACAACCACGGUAUCCGCAUCACCACAGGCCAGGGCAUCAACGUCUACAAGCCUAGGUUUGUGGUGUCGGAUGCACCUAUCCCUGGGCUUCUGCAGGAGACAACACAGACGGAAACAGAGACAGAGACGGAAUCAGAGACGCAAGAGAACGAGGGAGAGAGUGCAGUGGUCCUUGUGCAGAGACGACAGGCGGUGGAUGAGGGCGCACCCACGGCCAUGCGAGUAGUCAACGGAGGCCAGGGCAUGACCGUAGAGUUUAAAAUCAAGUUCCCGUAUCCAGAGGCCAACUUCCUAUACACUGUAAUAGAGGAACCACACGCCAGCUUAAACGUAACUAAUGCGCCCGAUGCGGGUACGUUUACUGUCACAGCCGACAACGGGACUGCCAGUGAACUGGACACAGUGCUACCUGUACAAGGGCUGGGGACAUCACUCACCUUCACCCCUAACGCCAGUUUCUAUGGCAACCUGUCCUAUACUGUGCGCCUGACGACGGCGUUGCUUAGCGACGGCGCGGGCGGGAACUCGUCUCAGCCAAUCACAUUGCGGAUCGAGAUUGAGCAGGCGGUGCUGCCGCUGCUAGGCAGCGGUGGGCGUGCCAUCCGGUGCGACGGCGUUAAUGACUACAUGUACGCACCUUACUUUGAGUGGCCACUGCAGAACUACACAGACCCAACGGACAACAUCUCUCGCUUUGGGGGGGGGCCUAUCACCAUUGAGGGGUGGAUGUAUCUAUCCUCUGACUCGUCAGCGUAUGGGACGUUGGCGUCGAUUGGAAAAGGUGCCACGCCUUACAGGUCUUAUGCGCAGAAGAUGUUGUACCCUGGGGACACCACCGGACGGCUGGAAUUCAGCAUGCCCACAGGCAGUAAUCGCCAGGUACGUGCUAUCGAUGGGCCUACGAGGCUGUGGCUGCUGCCACGUGACUAA
Molecule: messenger RNA, 1479 nt
Organism: Sphaeroforma arctica JP610
Lineage: Eukaryota; Ichthyosporea; Ichthyophonida
Exons: 4
Coding region: 1-1479 (492 amino acids)
Source: RefSeq, a predicted model, not a curated record